Messenger RNA from Talpa occidentalis (Iberian mole), 4721 nucleotides. It is a transcript of the gene ZNF319, whose product is annotated as zinc finger protein 319. The transcript is spliced from 2 exons. NCBI's taxonomy places the organism in Eukaryota, Metazoa, Chordata, Mammalia, Eulipotyphla, Talpidae. Gene Ontology annotation, cellular component: nucleus. Gene Ontology annotation, molecular function: RNA polymerase II transcription regulatory region sequence-specific DNA binding; DNA-binding transcription factor activity, RNA polymerase II-specific. Gene Ontology annotation, biological process: regulation of transcription by RNA polymerase II. The coding region runs from base 528 to 2285 and encodes 585 amino acids. The record is from RefSeq and is a predicted model, not a curated record.
GCCGGUCUCCGCAAGGCCAUCGGUCCGUCCGCCCGCCCGCCCGGCGCUCCUCCGCCCCGGCGCCGCCGUCCUGUCUGCGCUCGUCGCUUCCUCGGUUCCAGCCGCUCCCUGCCCCUCCCCCGCCCCGGGCCGGCCGCCGCCGCUACGCGAGACCGGGGAUUGGCAGCGCGCGUAGGCCGCGCCGCCCUGGAUGGAACCGGAAUAAAGGGGCGGCGGAGAGGCAGCCGGUCGCUACUCGUCCCGCGCCAGACCCCGCGGGCGCCCUGGAGCAGAACCCAUCAUCGGGGAAGGCAGAGCCUCCCUGGCAUUGCUGGGACCCUGCCACGAAGAUCCUCCCCAUCCUGUAGGCAGAGCGUUGUAGUUGCUCUUGGUUAAUGACUCGGGCUGUCCGACCAGUCCCUCUUCUGUGCCUUGCCUGAGGUCCUUGUCCACCCCCUCAUCCCGGGCAGCUUCUCUUUCUGGGUUGGGUCACCUUAAGCGGGAAGCUGAAGCCGUUACUCUCCAAGCCCUGUUUCAUCUUCCCAAGCAUGUCGGAAAGCUGGCAGCAGCCGCCACAGACACAACCACAGCAGCCGCAGCCCCCGCAACCUCAACACCAUGCAGAGCCGCCACCGGCGCUGGCUGAGCACACUCUGCCCCCGGGCACGGCUGAGAACCCCCUGGGCUGUGCGGUCUAUGGCAUCCUCCUGCAGCCAGACCCUGGCCUGCAGCCCCCGCAGCAUGCACCCCUGCAGGCAGCAGGUGAGCCCGGCCCCAAGUGUGGUGUGUGCGGUCACGACCUGGCGCAUCUGUCAAGCCCACAUGAGCACCAGUGCCUGGCGGGCCAUGACCGCUCAUUCCAGUGCACGCAGUGUCUCAAGAUAUUCCACCAGGCUACUGACCUGCUGGAGCACCAGUGCGUGCAGGCUGAGCAGAAGCCUUUUGUCUGUGGCGUCUGCAAGAUGGGCUUCUCGCUGCUCACCUCACUGGCACAGCACCACAGCGCACACACUGGCACUGGUGGCAUCGUGAAGUGUUCCAUCUGUGAGAAGACCUACAAGCCCACCGAGGCUGCCGAGCCGGCAGCCACGGCGGCCCCAUCGCUGCCCCCCUCCGCCCCGCCCCCGGCCGUGGCCCCUGCUGACCCGGUGGAGAAACCCUACAGCUGCCCCAUCUGCCAGAAGCCCUUCAAGCACCUGUCGGAGCUGUCGCGGCAUGAGCGCAUCCACACGGGCGAAAAGCCGUACAAGUGCACGCUGUGCGACAAGAGCUUCAGCCAGUCGUCACACCUGGUGCACCACAAGCGCACGCACAGCUCGGAGCGGCCCUACAAGUGCGCGGUCUGCGAGAAGACCUUCAAGCACCGCUCGCACCUGGUGCGCCACAUGUACGCGCACUCGGGCGAGCACCACCUCUUCCGCUGCAACGUGUGCGAGCUGCACUUCAAGGAGUCUUCGGAGCUGCUGCAGCACCCCUGCACGCCCAGCGGCGAGCGGCCCUUCCGCUGCGGGGAGUGCCAGAAGGCCUUCAAGCGGCCCUCGGACCUGCGGCAGCACGAGCGCACGCACAGCGCCGAGCGGCCGUUUAAGUGCGACCUGUGCCCCAUGGGCUUCAAGCAGCAGUACGCGCUCAUGCGGCACCGGCGCACGCACAAGACCGAGGAGCCCUUCAAGUGCGGCCUGUGCGAGAAGGGCUUCGGGCAGCCCAGCCACCUGCUCUACCACCAGCACGUGCACACCCUCGAGACCCUCUUCAAGUGCCCCGUGUGCCAGAAGGGCUUCGACCAGUCGGCUGAGCUGCUGCGGCACAAGUGUCUCCCCGGCGCGGCAGAGCGGCCCUUCAAGUGCCCUGUGUGCAACAAGGCCUACAAGCGGGCGUCCGCCCUGCAGAAGCACCAGCUGUCCCACUGCUCGGCGGCCGAGAAGCCCCUGCGCUGCACGCUGUGUGAGCGCCGCUUCUUCUCCUCCUCGGAGUUCGUGCAGCACCGCUGCGACCCCGCCCGAGAGAAGCCGCUCAAGUGCCCGGACUGCGAGAAGCGCUUCAAGUACGCGUCGGACCUGCAGCGGCACCGGCGCGUGCACACCGGCGAGAAGCCCUACAAGUGCCCCAACUGCGACAAGGCCUUCAAGCAGCGGGAGCAUCUCAACAAGCACCAGGGGGUGCACGCCCGCGAGCAGCAGUUCAAGUGCGUGUGGUGCGGGGAGCGCUUCCUGGACGUGGCCCUGCUGCAGGAGCACAGCGCGCAGCAUAGCGCUGCCGCCGCUGCCGCGGAGGGCGCCUACCAGGUGGCCGCCUGCCUGCCCUGAGCCCGGCCGUGGCCCCUCCCAGGCUGGCAGGAGCCCUCCACCCGGCCGUGUGCGCUGAGGUCCUGAGCAUGAGGACAGACGGACAAUGGGCAGGUGUGUGUGUGUGUGGGGGGCGGGGGGUGGUGCCUGGCUCUCUUGAUACUAGCCUGGAGGUUGGGGGAACCAGAUUGCUCCAACUGGUCCUGAUUCCACAAACCUCUUUCCCAAUCAGGAUUUGCUUUCUGAGUUGCCAGCUUCCCUUGUCUCUGGGAGUCUGGCAAGUCAGGCUGGAAGUCAGGUGGCCUCUUUACCCCAAGGAGGGUGUGGUACCAGCCCAACUUUCCCAGUCCUUUCACCAGCAGACAGGUUAGAAAAGAAGGUGGUCACGGGGGAAACUGGCAGAAGGGCUGGACCCCAGAGGUAUAGGGGAUUCCCCCUUCAAGUUACCUUUUGAGCAAAAAGGCCAAACUGUGACGUCGUCCUGGGUACCAGGAGGCCAGACCAAAAGACCAGCUCUCUGCCUGUGCUAGCCAGUGGCCAUGUGUCUUCUAGGUUUCUGCCAGGCCAGACCCACAGGCGGUGCAUUCUGUGGCCUGGGUCUUCCCUGGAGAGCAAGCGGCCCAGCCAGAGGGAGGAAGCCGAGAAGCUCUCCUGUGAUGUGUUCAGCCACAGUGUGUCCACAGGGAGCGGAGGGAAGACAGCCUUUGCACUGAAGGCUAAUCCCACUGAAGGCUAAGCACACCUCACCUCCGCAGUGGUUCUGAGCUAUGGUGGGGAAAUGCUCUCAGCCAGGUGGACCAGCUGGCAUGAAGGAAGGGGGGUGUUAGACCACCUGGUGCCUGGAGGAAGCAGGGCCAAGCCCAGUCUUCCCAGUGGGUGCAAACCAGUGUCCUCCCCCUUGAAUUGUGAGAAGCACGCUGGCGCCAGCCCUGCUUCAGGGCCAAGACCAGGCCUAGGUACUCAGAGGCGGGGAGGCAAGCAGAUUGGCCAUGGCCUCUGACCCCGCAGUCCCCUAGCCCAUGGAAACCCUCCCCCAUCAGCCUGGCUCUGGCCUAGACCCUGGGGUCUGUGCCGCCAGGACACCCUGGACAACAUCCGGGUACUUCCAAGGCCAGAGCAUUUCCCUUGGGUCCUCCCAGGUCUUCGACUGCCCUUGAGCCUUAUGGAGCCAAGGGUGUCUGGGGCACGGAGUGGGCAGUUAGGGGAAGAAGGUUGUUAAGAAACCACUAGGGGGAUGGAGUCCACUGGUUUCCCUGGAGGCCGGGGCCCUGCUUGGAAGUCUGCAGGACCGUCAUUAUCAAAACAGUAGUUUUGAACGUGGCUCUGUCCCUGACCUCUUGCAGGCCCCCUUCUUGGUUGUGGGUCUUGAAAGAAGACUUUAAUCACUGCAUGUACCAAGAGCCCAGAGGAGCAGGGAGACCCUUGUCUUACUCUCCCCUUCAGAAGUCUGAGAAGCCCCAUCGCCUCAUUUCUCUGGGUUCCCUUCCUGUGCCCGCCCAGAGGGGCUGGUCCGGCCCCAGUGCUGGCGCCCCUUUACGACGCCUCACAAGACAUAGAGCCCAGGCUUACCAUGUCCCAACUGCUCAUUUUUUCCCUUUCAUUUUGCUUUCUAAAAGCAGUUAUUAUUCAAUAACAUUGUAUAGUUUAUUUCAUGUCAUUUUGGAUCUUAUAUAAAAAUGUGAGAAUUUGGAUUUUUUAAAACGACUCCAUUUUAGAUAGCCCCUUUUGAUGUUAAUAUAUAUAUAGUGAGUCCAGCGUAUGCUUUAGAAGUAAAGACACUGACCACCAGAGACCAAAGCUCUGCUCGUGCGGGUGAUUCUUCUAUGGGGGCAUGAUGGUGCGUGAGCUGGGGUGGGCAGGCCAGGGUGGCAGGCGGGGAAUGGUGCAUAGUCUGGUCUUGUGACCUUGCGUAAGUCACUUAACCUCUUUGGAGCUCAGUUGCCUCGUGUGUGAAAUGGGGCGGUUAACCCUUGGCUGGCUGGCUUAUGGUGAGAGUUAUUGGUAGAUGGAGUCGCGUCUGGAGGUCCUGGUGGGAAAGCUGGGAAGACACUGACGGUACCAACUGCAAGACAGCUGGGCCCCCGGGAGUGGCCCACAACCACUUGAUCUUGGGGUUUUACUGCAGCACCUGAGAAGGGAGCUGGGCUGCCAGAGACCAGCAGCUCCCGGAUGGUCAGAGCCAAGGGACUGGGCCUGUAAGCAUGAGAGCUUGUUUCGCCCCAGUGGUAAACCAAGGGCCGGCCUGGCCCCAGGGCCCUCUCCUCGAGGGUCACCUGUUUUCGCCCCACUUCUACUCACCUUGUCUCAGUGACCCAUUGCACACCAACCCAGCGACCUCCCCUCUCACCCCGUUCUCUAUCCCAUUGCUGCCACCCCGCCAGCCAGCUGUGACUCAGGCCCCUGCUUCUUAAAGGCAAGCAUGGAGGUGGGGAGGGAGGGGGCAACAGUCUCCUCUGG